Molecule: messenger RNA, 1005 nt
Organism: Chlorella variabilis
Lineage: Eukaryota; Viridiplantae; Chlorophyta; Trebouxiophyceae; Chlorellales; Chlorellaceae
Exons: 11
Coding region: 1-1005 (334 amino acids)
Cellular component (GO): precatalytic spliceosome
Source: RefSeq, a predicted model, not a curated record
AUGGAGCAGUAUGGCAACCAGACGACCUUCAACUUAGAAUCCGUGCUGCUGCAAAACAUCAAGCGCUCGCAAUACUGGGAGAAGCGGGCAAAGGACAUAGCUGACUGGUCGGAGCUGGUGGACGAGAUCUUUGAGACCGUGGACAAUGUAGAGCCCUGGAUGAGCGGAAAUGCGCGCGGGCCCUCCACCGCCUUCAACCUGCUCUACCGCCUGUGUCAGCUGAAGCCGGAUGUGCGGCAGGUGCGGCAGAUGCUAGACCAUGUCGACUCGACCUUCAUCCGCGCGAUUGGCCUGCUCUACUUGCGCUACGUGUGCGACCCGCGCCAGCUGUGGGACUGGUUCAGGAAUUACGUGCGCGACGAGGAGAUCUGCAAAGCGGGCCUCCUUUCCUUGCUCUUCACACAGGAGUUUGAGCCAUCGCCUCCGGGGCUGGGCCGCACAGUGACCAUCGGCGCGUUUGCACGCGACAUCCUGCUCGAUCAGUUCUACUUUGAGACCAUCUUUCCGCGUGUGCCCAAGCCUGGUGGUGCCGACCGACGUGGCGUGAAUGACGGCACUGCCCGCCCUGCAUCUGUCAAGGCAUCGCUUUCAGUUGCGUUUGGGCAGCGUGCACCGAAUCGCGCCGGCGCACGGGAGCAGGGCCGAGGCAUGGGAGCCGACCUGCAAGUGGGCAGCGGCGCUCAUCGUUCGCCCUCCCCAUACAAGCGCGAAGAACGACCGGCAUCCCGCAACGAGUGCCAGCGAGACAGAUGGCGGGAUGAGAAGGAGCGCAACGGGAGGAAGGAGGAGCGCCGGGAGCGGGACUACCGGCGGGAGCGCAGCCGGAGUCGGGAUAGAACCUACAGGCAGGAUGGACAGGAGAGGGAGUACCAGCGCCGCAGCAGGAGCCGGGACUAUGAGCGGCGUCGGGACGACAGGAAGUACGAGAAGCGGCGCAGCAGGAGCAGGGACCGCGCCGCGCCGGUGCACACAAACCCCGACAAGAUCAGGGAGGUCUACGGUUGA